AGUGAUGAAUACCUCCUCGCGGUCCCAGAAUGAGAUGCCUGUGGCGGGUGCCGACUGCCAAUCGCAGUACCAGAGGUUAAGUCAGAAGAUGCUGGACAUAUCCGGGGACAGGGGUGUACUGAAGGAUGUCAUCCGAGAAGGUGCUGGAGAUCUGGUGACACGUGAGGCCUCUGUGCUUGUGAAAUACUCUGGAUACCUGGAGCACAUGGACAAGCCCUUUGACUCUAACUGCUUCCGGAAAACACCUCGGCUCAUGAAGCUUGGCGAGGAUAUUACACUUUGGGGCAUGGAGCUGGGCCUGCUGAGCAUGCGGAGAGGGGAGCUGGCCAGAUUUCUGUUCAAGCCGACUUACGCCUACGGAGCCCUGGGUUGCCCACCCCUCAUCCCUCCAAAUGCCACCGUCCUGUUUGAGAUUGAACUGCUCGACUUCCUUGACUCUGCUGAGUCAGACAAGUUCUGUGCCCUCUCAGCUGAACAACAAGACCAGUUUCCACUUCAGAAAGUCCUCAAAGUGGCAGUGACCGAAAAGGACCUUGGAAACUACCUUUUCCGCCAGAAUCGCUUCUAUGAUGCCAAAGUGAGGUAUAAACGGGCCUUGCUGCUGCUGCGCAGGCGAUUGGUGCCCCCUGAGGAGCAGCACCUGGUGGAGGCUGCCAAGCUCCUCCUCCUCCUGAACCUGUCCUUGGUGUACCUGAAGCUGCACCAACCUGCCACAGCCCUGCGCUAUGGAGAGCAGGCUCUGGUCAUUGACCAAAAGAACGCCAAGGCCCUCUUCAGGUGUGGACAGGCCUGUGUCCUCCUGACUGACUACGAGCAGGCCCGAGACUUCCUAGUUCGUGCCCAGAAGGAGCAGCCCUUCAAUCAUGACAUCAAUAACGAGCUGAAGAAAUUGGCCAGCUAUUACAGGGACUACAUGGAUAGACAGAAAGAAAUGUGUCACCGGAUGUUUGCUUCUCAUGAAAAUGGCUCCACGGUAGGAGAGCCCUGAAGAUUCCUCAUCUAACCACACCAGGCAAGUGACUGGUGAGGGCCGCUGGAGUUGUGAGUUGCUGCUGGAAAGAGCGCCCAGUGUGCGGAGCCCGCCGUGGCCGUGGCCGUGGCCGUCCCUGACCCCUGGGCUGACCUGUGUGGUCCCACGCACUAUUUCUGUUUUGUGUUUCACACAUGGCAAGAAGGAUAGCUACUGACAGGUAGAAAACUGCUACUUCUGAAAAGGCAGUUUCUUGUGUUUUGGGGAAGAAUUAGUCCUGGCAUCUGUCCCAGUCUCAGCCCCCCUUCUGGCUGCUCGCGUCCCGGUAAAUACAAAUAGAGGUUGC
Messenger RNA from Octodon degus (degu), 1316 nucleotides. RefSeq names its product FK506 binding protein 6 (gene Fkbp6). NCBI's taxonomy places the organism in Eukaryota, Metazoa, Chordata, Mammalia, Rodentia, Octodontidae. The transcript has 9 exons. The record is from RefSeq and is a predicted model, not a curated record. The coding region runs from base 5 to 988 and encodes 327 amino acids. Gene Ontology annotation, molecular function: peptidyl-prolyl cis-trans isomerase activity; protein binding.